Molecule: messenger RNA, 1387 nt
Organism: Alexandromys fortis (reed vole)
Lineage: Eukaryota; Metazoa; Chordata; Mammalia; Rodentia; Cricetidae
Product: tRNA-splicing endonuclease subunit Sen34
Exons: 1
Coding region: 153-1088 (311 amino acids)
Biological process (GO): tRNA splicing, via endonucleolytic cleavage and ligation; tRNA-type intron splice site recognition and cleavage
Cellular component (GO): tRNA-intron endonuclease complex
Molecular function (GO): tRNA-intron lyase activity; nucleic acid binding
Source: RefSeq, a predicted model, not a curated record
GAUCAGACGGGUGGUGUGUGUCAAAGAAUAGCAGGAUGUAGGCGGAGCCAAAAGCCUGGACUAAUUUCGGAUAGUUGAAUACGUUUUAGGUCACUGUCAAAUGCCAGUGAGACCAGAGGUUUUGUCUGAACUUUGGAAAUAAUCAGGGGAGGAUGCUGGUGGUGGAGGUUGCUAAUGGCCGCUGGCUGGUGUGGGGAGCUGAGGCCGUGCAGGCGCUGCGGGAGCGCCUGGGAGUCGGGGGCCGCACGGUGGGCGCCCUGCCCCGCGGGCCCCGCCAGAACUCGCGCCUGGGCCUCCCGCUUCUGCUGUUGCCGGAGGAAGCCCGGCUCCUAGCUGAGAUAGGCGCCGUGACGCUCGUCAGCGCCCCGCGCCCGGAUCCCCGCAACCAUGGCUUGGCCCUAGCAUCGUUCAAACGCCAGCAAGAGCAGAGUUUCCCGGAGCAAAGCACUUUGGCAGCCGAGGCCCGUGAGACCCGUCGUCAGGAGCUCCUAGAGAAGAUCGUAGAGGGCCAGGCUGCCAAGAAGCAGAAGCUGGAGCAGGAUUCAGGGGCGGAUGAAGGCCAAGAAGCCAGUGGGAGCGAAGCUACCCAAGGGAGUGAAACCAGUGAUGAUGGCCAGGCUGCUGCCGAGCAGGAGGGAGCAGACUCUUCAUCUCCCCAGCCAGGGCCUUCAAACGGGGUGACCCCCUUGCCCAGGUCAGCCCUGCUCAUCCAGCUGGCCACUGCCAGGCCUCGGCCGGUAAAGGCUAAGCCUCUGGACUGGCGCGUGCAGUCCAAAGACUGGCCCCGUGCUGGCCGCCCUGCCCACGAGCUGCGCUACAGCAUCUACCGAGACCUGUGGGAGAGAGGCUUCUUCCUCAGCGCAGCUGGGAAGUUCGGUGGUGACUUCCUGGUCUAUCCUGGUGACCCGCUGCGAUUCCACGCUCACUACAUUGCUCAGUGCUGGGCUGCUGAGGACCCCAUCCCACUUCAGGACCUGGUCUCUGCCGGCCGCCUGGGAACCAGUGUCAGAAAGACCCUGCUUCUCUGCUCCCCUCAGCCUGAUGGGAAGGUGGUCUACACCUCCCUACAGUGGGCUAGCCUGCAGUAAGCUGCAGACUGAGGGGGGUGUGGUUAUGUGUCCAAGAACCCUCCUAGAUGAUCAACUCCUCCUCCUCACCCCCCCAUCUUGCAUGGAGGCUUGUGUUCUCCCGCCUUGCCUGAUUCCAGAGUUUUGAACACUAAAUACUUUAUUACUUUAUUGUUUUUUUUCCUGUUUUAAGGCGCUUACUAGCUAUGUUGUUUUAUUUUUCUGUCUCCAAACUGUGAGCUUGUUCAGAGUUGAGACUGCUCUUCUGUUUGGCUCUUCUGUUUUCUAAAGGGCAGUUCUCAAUAAAUUUGUUGAAUAAA